AUGAGUGGUGCCAACAACGAUCCCUGCUCGAUCCUAAUCGCUACGCUUCACCGUCGGGUUCGAGCGUUGCCGCCCGUAAAACAGCAUCGAACUUCGGCUCAGCUUGACCCGAUUGUACAACGAGCUCUUACGGUACCCGUACGAGUUCUGUUAGCGUUCGUGAAACGCGCACGGCAAACGCACUUCCAACUGAUGAUUAUCGAACAUCAUUGGCACGUGACUAUCAACCAUGAGCCACAUGACAAUCAUCAUUCGGAAGUGCGCCGGUGUUCUAACGGCACUAGUGGUUACGGACCGCCUCACAGUUUCGAAUUCCCCGCCUUAAUGCCACGUUACUGUAAUGAGAUAUUGUUUGUGUACCUACUGCUUGUUUCCUUUCAAAUACAGUCAAAUGAUAUGGAAUACCAGCAACAACUACAUACUAACUAG
Messenger RNA from Necator americanus (New World hookworm), 429 nucleotides. RefSeq lists its product as uncharacterized. Lineage: Eukaryota; Metazoa; Nematoda; Chromadorea; Rhabditida; Ancylostomatidae. The record is from RefSeq and is a predicted model, not a curated record. The transcript has a single exon. Bases 1 to 429 code for a protein of 142 amino acids.